Aspergillus japonicus CBS 114.51 is the source of this 330-nucleotide messenger RNA. RefSeq lists its product as uncharacterized. The transcript has 2 exons. The record is from RefSeq and is a predicted model, not a curated record. NCBI's taxonomy places the organism in Eukaryota, Fungi, Ascomycota, Eurotiomycetes, Eurotiales, Aspergillaceae. Bases 1 to 330 code for a protein of 109 amino acids.
AUGCCUGUUGACUACGGGUCUCCCGAGGCAGUCACGGUUCCUAGUGAGCCGCCGGAGGAACCAGCCGCAGCAAAGGAAACUACUACGGCAGCAGACGCGCCCACACUGACUACUGCAGCUAUCAUGCUGUCUCCGAAUUUGACUCCGGCAAGUACCACGCCAACAGGAAACCAUCCAGGACCAUCAGUGGCUCCUGCAAGCUCUACUCCGCUGGCGAAGCCAACCGUUACCAAUCCCGUUCCAAUCAUCGACCUGAACUGGGUCCGACAACGAAGUUCAAGAGCAGUGCAACCUGCUCAAGAGUAUCAUGGAGGACAGUCUAGCCCUUGA